GUUCCUAAGUAUUUCAGAAAAUGGAAAACGGUUAUUCUUGGUAUAUAGCCGUAAUAUUCACAUUUGGAGAAACAGCGGGAUCAGGUUUAGUAGCUCUUCCAAGUGCAAUGCAAUCACUUGGAUUUAUGGGUGGUACAAUUACUUUAAUAGUUAUGUGCUUGAUCACUUAUUACACUGCUACACUUUUAGGCAACAAUUGGAUUAUCAUGAAGACAAGAUGGAGUGAAUACUCUGAACACUGCCGAAAUCCUUACCCUGAAAUGGCACACAAAGCAUUGGGAACUUGGAUGGGUAUGACUACCAAUUUCUGUACAUAUUUUACCGUCUUUGGUGGCACUGCAGUUUUCUCAUUGCUUGCUGCUAAAACCUUAGCUGAAGUUCUCAAUGGUUUUGGGAUCGGAGCAACAAUGUGCACAACUUUAAUAACAGUUGGUCUAAUUUUAUGGCCGUUUGUCAUGUUAAAAAGUCCCGCACAUUUUUGGCAAGUCUCUAUUGUUGCUACAAUAUCCACUGUAACUGCUGUUGCGUUGAUUUUAUUCGGGUAUUUUCUAGAUGCUAAGGGAUGCUAUCCGCAUUCUUCGUACCCUGAUUUUACUCCGACCGCUGCCUCAAAUAGUCUGGCUACAAUCAUUUUUGCCUAUGGAGGUCAUCCAUGUAUUCCAACAAUUGUUCAUGAUAUGAAAACUCCUCAGCAUUAUUUUCGAUGCUUCUUGUUGAGUUAUAUUGCGCUCUUUCUCCUGUACACUCCGGUGUCUCUCUUUGGUUUCUGGAUUUAUGGAGAUAGUGUCAGUGAUUCCAUUAUCAGUUCAAUUCAAAAUGAUAGUCUUCGUCGUGGAAUUUCAAUUCUGAUUGCAGUCCAUGUCUUCUUUUCUGUGCUCAUUAUUGUCAAUCCACUUCUACAAGCUUCUGAGCAUCUCUUCAGAGUCAAGCAUGAAUUUGGAAUCGGUCGUUUUAUUAUUCGAAGUAUCGUUUUCUGGAUAAUCAUCUUCAGUGCAGCAUCAGUCCCUAAUUUUGGAGUUGUAGUAAACUUAGUUGGUGGAUCAACCCUACCUUUAUUGGUUCUGAUAUUUCCACCACUGUUUGCAAUGUGUUUAGAAGUCAGACAGAAGUUGGAAGAUGAUGGUGCAAAAGAAGAAUUCAGUCUAAAAUCAAUCUGGAAAUAUCACCCAAAACCUCGACUUCUCCUGGAUAUCUUUAUCUAUGUACUUGGCACAUACGUAAUGGUUCACUCAACAUAUCAUUCAUUAUCUUCCAAAUUUUUCUCUGAAAAUCCUUCAACUCGUUCAUGUUUUUCCACGUGGUUCAGUUCUUCUUAUAAUGUUCAGAAUCUGACAAUGACGUCAUCAUCUCAUUCAACACAUUUUCAGUGCUGUGGGGCUUUUAAAAAUAUCUCAUUAACAGGAAGAUCGUGCUUUUAACUGAAACUUUAAUUGAGAAAACGUGUGAUUUAUUUGUUGUGUAUAUUUUGGAAUUCAAUUUGCUAUUCAGGUGUCACAAAUGUUUUCAAAUUUUUUUUCUUUCAUUGACAAACUUUCCAUUUCCAAAACCUGACAGUACAAUGCAAUUUACAUAAAUAAUCAAAAAUAACAGGUAAUUUUAACUAAUAUAUUUAUUCAGUUGAAACUGUAAAAAAUUAAACUUAAAAAAUACAGUAUUUAAAAAAUGUCUUUGAUAUGGCAAAUUUCCCUGAAAAUUGAAGAUUAUUCGUAUGUUAUCCAACAAAAUGACUCUUACCCCAUGUUGAGUUUAAUCCAAAAUCACAUUAUUCUUUUCCAAACUCGGAACUGACUCUUCCUGAAAAAUAAUGAAUUAUUUUCAAAUA
This is a messenger RNA of Caenorhabditis elegans, 1822 nucleotides long. It is a transcript of the gene Y59H11AR.4, whose product is annotated as Amino acid transporter transmembrane domain-containing protein. The transcript is spliced from 10 exons. The record is from RefSeq and is marked reviewed. NCBI's taxonomy places the organism in Eukaryota, Metazoa, Nematoda, Chromadorea, Rhabditida, Rhabditidae. Gene Ontology annotation, cellular component: membrane. Bases 21 to 1418 code for a protein of 465 amino acids.